Messenger RNA from Sinocyclocheilus rhinocerous, 908 nucleotides. RefSeq names its product teneurin-2-like. The coding region runs from base 213 to 908 and encodes 231 amino acids. The transcript is spliced from 5 exons. The record is from RefSeq and is a predicted model, not a curated record. Lineage: Eukaryota; Metazoa; Chordata; Actinopteri; Cypriniformes; Cyprinidae. Gene Ontology annotation, biological process: signal transduction. Gene Ontology annotation, cellular component: membrane.
UUUAGUUUUCUAGGUCGCGGGCUCGUUCUGUAGCGUUACAACAGGCAGAAUUAAAUAAGUAUCUGACUGGAACGCAGAAACAGCUCGAGAGCAAACACUCCGACGUGAGCGAGGACUAAAACUUUUCAAGAAGAGAGAGAAAAGAUGUGCUUAUAAGACAUUAAUCCGUCUUAACAGGUAAUUGACAUAAUUGUCCGUUAGCCGCUGCAGUCAUGGAUCUGAAGGACAGACGGCAGCGCUCUCUGACACAGGGUCAGUGCGGAAAGGAUCUGCACUACGCCACAUCCUCUCUGGACAGUGAGAACUGCCAUAUAAUGUCACAGAAAUCAUACAGUUCCAGCAAGACGCUGAAGGCCUACCAGCAGGAUGGACACCUGCGCUAUGGAAGAUGUGUUGCAGAGCUGGUGCACCAGGAGACAGAAGAGUAUGUCAGACAAGGGAGCUUCGCAUUGGCUGAUCUGGGCAUGUGUGAGCCUGCUCCGUCAUCCACUGUAUAUUGUUCUGAUAUAAGCCUGCUGCAGGACAGAUACAGUCUGAACGCUGGAUCCGACGCCGACUCGGACCCCGAGGGGGUCAUGACUCCGGAGCGUGCCGUCCAGCUGUGGAGCGGGCAGCCCCUGAAGUCCCACCGCAGCUCUUGCCUCUCCAGCCCUGACCACUCGGUUCUCACUCUCACCGACUCUGAAAACGAACACAAGACUGAUGAAGAAUCAGCAUACUGUGAUGACGAGGAUGAAGAUCUGUUUGGUGAUUACUGUUUCAGUAAGUUGCAUAUGGAACUCGUGCUGCGUCCUCUAGCGGACACUAUGGGGACUGCCGCCAGCAGGACCGGUGUCUCAAGCACAUGUGAAACAACUACAAUCCUGUUGGCCCACAUAGCCCGUGACGUCACAGGUGGGCACCCAUAA